Molecule: messenger RNA, 1725 nt
Organism: Seminavis robusta
Lineage: Eukaryota; Bacillariophyta; Bacillariophyceae; Naviculales; Naviculaceae
Source: the annotation of a GenBank genome assembly
AUGGCCGAAGCAUGGAGCAAACAAAAUGGAUACCUUGUAGUGGCAUGCACUCUUUCUGACAAGAGUAGCUUUGAACACGACAACAUUAUUGCUGUGCAGUGUGACGUAACCCAGGACAACCAAGUGAAAGCAAUGAAAGAACAGGUGCAAUGUCUGCUAGAAGAAAGGAAUGCCGUGCUCUACUCUAUUGUCAACAAUGCUGGCAUCGCUGAUCCAGGCAACUUUUUGUUCCAUGACAGCGUGGAAAUUCCCAAGAAAGUCAUGGAAGUCAAUUACUUUGGUCAGUUGCGUGUUACACAAGCAUUGCUGCCUCUCAUGUUAAUGACUUCCAAGGUUGUCGGUGGCAAGAUCUUCAACAUGAGCAGUGUUUGUGGGGUCAGCUCAGGUGCCGGAAACGGGUCUUAUUCAGCCAGCAAAUUUGCUGUGGAAGCAUGGAGUGAUUCUCUGAGGCUUGAGUUGGAUCCAUUUGGCAUUCAGGUUGUCAAAAUCCGACCGGGUCAGAUAGCCACUGACAUACAAUCGGAUUGGAUUUCUCAUUUUGUCAAGAACUUCCAGGCCGCGCCAGCACAAAUCCAAAAACUUCAUGGCGGAUCAGUCUUUACUGACAAGAUGGAAGAGGGCGUCAAAUCCAUGGGUUCCCACGGUAGGCCAGAACUGGUUGUGGAUACCAUGACUGAGCUCUUGCUUCAAAACGACCACAAGAAGCUAGACUGCUCCUACUUUAUUGGCAGUGAUGCCAAGACCUUUUGGAGAGCUCUCUACGUUCUGCCUACCGCCGUUGUGCAUACACUCAAAAGGUCGGCAUUGACAAUUCAUCCACUUUUACCGGAGAUCCCCCCAGCUGGUGCAGUCGCUCACGUGACCAUCACUUGUCGUGAUCUGCGAAAGUCCCUCAUCUUCUACAAAGCGCUUGGAUUUGAGACGCUCGGCCCUGCUGAACACGGUUGCCAAUUCCUGCAAUUCAACCCUGCGAAAAACGGCAAGUGGGAAUCAAGGUUCCUUCUGAAAGAAGACAAGGACAUGCCUGAACGUCAGGCAUGUUCUGAUGCUGGCAUGACACGGAUUUGCAUGCUGACUAACUCGGUUGAUGCACACAUGAAGGAACUUGAGAAACAUGGAAUCAAGCCCAUAGCAUCACCAGCCAUUAGUGACGGUAUGAAACUCGUCGUCUACAACGAUCCUGAUGGAUUCACCGUUUACUUUGACGAGAUUGGAGGAUUGCUUGGCGCCAUCAUAGGCGCUCAGUUAUGGUGGAAGAAACGUCCCUAUCCCUUUGCCUUUCACUGGAGUAUGAACGUGACGGAUCACAAAAAGAUCUUGCCUAUGUUUGAGGAAAUGGGUUUCAAGACCAUGUCAGACCAAAACAAGGAUCAAGUCUUGAACGGUCUGCUACCCGCCUUUAAUAUUGAUCCAGGCACAACUGUGAUUGACUGGAUACGCCUGUGCUCGCACCCUAAAGGCGGUAUUGUGACCACGAUUAUGAAUUGGACGAACCCCCGAAGCAGCAUCAAUGAGGCGUCUGCGAACAAUGCAAUGACAAUCAGCGUCACCAAUGUUACGGAGGCCCUGGCCAAGGCCAAGAAGAUGGGAAUGUAUGUGGAAGAGGACAAGCCUACAUACCGAGAGAUCCCAAUCUAUGGCAAUGUGCAGAUUGCGACGGCAUACUUGGAAAAGGGCAGCUGUCCGGUUGAAUUUUGCUGCUUCACGAACCGAAAACUAUGCUGA